This is a messenger RNA of Athalia rosae (coleseed sawfly), 3722 nucleotides long. Its product is annotated as zinc finger protein 43. Gene Ontology annotation, cellular component: nucleus. The transcript has 6 exons. The record is from RefSeq and is a predicted model, not a curated record. Lineage: Eukaryota; Metazoa; Arthropoda; Insecta; Hymenoptera; Athaliidae. The coding region runs from base 580 to 1644 and encodes 354 amino acids.
ACGUUACGUAGGUACGGUGGCACCUGUCCCGGUUUCAAGUCAAUUCCGUUAUGCAGAUUUAGUUGGGAACCUGAAUUAUGGAAGUCGUUGAACCUCUGCAAGCAGUGCGGUGCACCAAUAGCACAAGCGGUGCCGAGAUCCUGGCACGUGAAACCGGAGCUGCAUCAUCCCUCGUCAGGUUCGGUAGUCGGGAUACCAGCGGGAGCAUUGUCGCCACCGGCAACUUUAUCGCCGCCAGUGAGUCCGAAUUCAGUAAUACCAUCGUCGCCUUGGAGUCCCGGUGCGGAAGGAAGAGGAGGCGGAGGAGGAGGGGGAGGAGGAGGAAGUUACAGUCAAAGUAAUUGCAGCAGCAGUAGAAGUAGCACCAGUAGUACCUGCAGUAGCAUCGCAUCGCCGAGGGUCCCUCCACCGCCAAUCCUGGACCGAUUCAGUGCCUUCACUUUGGUCUCGCAUCACCAACAACAACAACAACUACAACAACAACAACAACAACAUACCGACCUCAGAUUACAAAAUUUAACAUUUGCCGCCGCCGCCGCAGCCGCGGCCGCCGCCUCAGGACCGGCGCACGCCAGAGAGAUGCGGUGCGGUUUGGUUUACGGAAAUUACGCAGCGGGUGCAUUACCCUGGUGGGCGCAUCACGCGGCAGGACUUUUACUACCCCAUUCGCUUCUACCUCCCAGGAUAUCCACGAAUCAUCAUCAUAAUAAUAAUAACAACAACAGUAAUAACAAUAACAUCGAUAACAAUAAUCAUCGACACGAAGUUACGCCCGCUGCAACGGGAGGGCAAAAUAUGCGUCCCGAUGCCGAACCGCCGAGUCCGGCACGCGCCUGCUCACCCAUUACUCAUCGCGGUUUUACACCGGAAAAAGCAAGGAGUGCUGAGGAAGAAGUUCCGUUGAACCUCAGCACGAAACCAUCGGACAGUUGCAGCUCCUCGUCCCGAAGUCACAAUUUACGAAAAAGUGAAAUAUGGUCACCGGGUUCGGUUUGCGAAAGAGAAGCGAAAGAAACCAGACCAGUAUCAUCGUGGAGUCCGACAAUACCGUCCUCAUCGACUCCGGUACUAUCGAAAUUGACGCAUUACUCACCCCUCACACCGCCCUCAUCGUCGGAGAGAACGUUUCAGUGUAAGCAAUGCGGCAAGGCGUUCAAAAGAUCGAGUACGUUGAGUACUCAUCUUCUAAUUCAUUCGGACACUAGACCGUAUCCAUGUCAGUAUUGCGGCAAGAGAUUUCAUCAGAAAUCCGACAUGAAAAAACACACCUACAUACACACCGGUGAGAAACCUCACAAAUGCGUUGUCUGCGGAAAAGCAUUUUCCCAAAGUAGUAACCUGAUAACGCAUAUGCGAAAGCAUACAGGUUACAAACCCUUCCAAUGCGGUUUAUGUGAAAAAGCAUUCCAGAGAAAAGUCGAUCUUAGAAGACAUCGCGAGGGUCAACAUCCCGCUGCACCGGCUCUGGAUUACCGAUCUCUUUCGAUCCCGGUUUCAGGUUCGAUCCAAAUAUCAAAUUCAACGCAUAACAACAAUCAUCGUCACUUGAAUAACGACGAUAAUUCAUCGCCGAACUUGGCUAGUAGAUGCAUACUGCAGAUCAAUGAUAGUAAUAACUGCACCACCGAAAUAAUGAACAGCUGAAGAAAAUCAUUUUCUUCUUUUCGUUUGUUCUUUCUCUUUUUUUUUUUUUUUUUUGUUGUCAUCUCUUUGUUCGCUGUGAUUCUUUCGUUCAUCGAUCCAUGGAAUUGAAAAUCAUUCAUGAAUCGGAUCAGCUCUCAUUUACCGUGGAAAUAAAAAGAAUCGAUUAAGAAAAAAUCAGAAAAAAAAAAAAUCAAAAUGGAUAAAGAAAGAGAAUCGGUUUAUAUGCACAAAAACGUUGUAUUUAUACCUAUGUAUACGUAUUUUAUAAUUGUAAUAACGUACAAUCGCAAUGAGCUAUACCGUCCAUAACAUAUCACCGCAUAGGUAUAAUAGUAUAAUAUAAUUCUUACGGGAUUGACAAAAUCAAUCAAAAUCGAAGAGAGAUGAGGGAAGGAGUGAAAAGAAAAAGAAUUUUUCACAAUAUAUAUGCCGAUGUAAAUACUUUAAAAAAAAAUAUCACCUUGUAAAAUACACGAAUCAAAAUUAUAUUUAUAUAUAGAAUAAAAGUUUAAAUCGUACGGGUCUCGCGUCGAUACCUAUAAUAGAAAUCUUUUUCUUUUUUUUAUUCAUGUUCUUUUUUCUUUCUUUUUCUUUUGACUCGUGGCCUUUUGAUUAUAUUUAUUGAUUAACUUUUACAAUUUUCGUCAUCAUCAUUAUCAUUACUAUUAACGUUAUUGCUAUCAUUAUUGCUAUUCAUUUAUAUUUAUAUUCAAUGUGUGUUACGCUAAAUUAUACUGUCUGGCAAAGAUAAUCAUAACGGCUAGAGGACCAAAGAUAAUUAAUUAUUCUAAGAACUGACGAAUCUAUAGUAAAUCCGGUGAGAAAUCCGGUGCUCUCACAUUUCUUCACCCUGCACAGAUUUUAUGUUCCAAACCGUAUGUAGUUGAAGCGCGGUUGAGAAUAGCGAAAAAAGUACAGAAGAAUCGAAUUUAAAGAAAAAUAAAAAAGAAAAAAAACCAUCCAACAACAGUUUUGCCCUGCACAGAUCGUUUGACAUAAUUCAUUAUUAUCAUCAUUAUUACUGUAGUAUAACUAUUAUUAGCUUUAUCGUUUGUCCUUAGUGAAUAUAAAAAAUAGGAUAAUGUAUGAUAAAAAUCGUAGAUGAUCUUUAUUCAUGUAUAGGGUUAUUAUAUAUAGAUUACAAAAUUACGAACUUAUAAAUUGUAAUAUAACAGUUUACUAUGGGAUGUAUAUGAUAUUAUGUAUAGUUAUUAAUCUAAGAUAAGCAUAAUUUAUUAUAAGGUUAUGGCUGAGCUAUGAGCAAAAAGUUUUUUCAUCGAUUUUAUUAUUAUUGUCACUUAUCAUUAUUUUAUUAUAAAAAAUCAUCACGUGUAAAUUUGUCGAAAACUAACCGAUAUACCGCAUAUCUUAUAUUGAUAUCUACAUUACGUAUAUGCACAAUUAUGCAGUGAAUAUUAUUAAUUAUCAAUUACAUAAUUAUAUUUAUAAACAUAUAUAUUUUUUAUAAUGAUUGACGAUAAUAAUGACAACUCGAUCGUUUCGUACUGGGGCUGACGCGUAACGCAACUACGAUCAGUUUAUUUCAUUUCAUUUUCUUAUUUUUUUUUUUUUUUUUUAUAAAAAUGAUGAUAAAUCCGCUAUAUAAUGAUACUAUAUAAAACGAGGUGAUUACGAUUGCAACAAUUCAUUAUCACUGCUAUUAUUUUUUAUUUCUUUUGUUCUAGUUUCAUUCGUACUAUGAGUUAUCGUUAUAUUAUUAACAUUAGCGUAGUCAAUAGACAACUAUGAUUUCCUUUUUCAACUAGAUUAUAGGAAUGCUAUAUUAAUAGAGGUAAUUUAAUAAUUGUGCUAUUAUAGGGAUUACAUAAUAUUAAUACACGGUAAUAUUAUUGUAGGUAUAGUUAUAUACACACGUAUUAUUAGUGAUGUUAAUUCAAGCAGCGAGAUAAUUGAUGUGUUAUAUAUAAAUAUAUUAUAUAUAAAAAUAUAUAUGAUAUAGUACAUAGAAUAUAAAUAUCGCGGUGAAACCAAGAAGAACCAAAAAUUAUGUUUAUUAUAUAUUGCUAUAAAGAAAAAAAAAAAAAACUAUCGAUUGAAUAAAAUUGUUUUUCCAAUGA